Molecule: messenger RNA, 1343 nt
Organism: Salvia miltiorrhiza (redroot sage)
Lineage: Eukaryota; Viridiplantae; Streptophyta; Magnoliopsida; Lamiales; Lamiaceae
Exons: 13
Coding region: 123-1118 (331 amino acids)
Cellular component (GO): mitochondrion
Source: RefSeq, a predicted model, not a curated record
UAUAAUUUGAUCUUCAAAAAGUUUCUUGCUGAAAAAGCUAGUAUAACCUAAUACAUGUUCCAACAAAACCCUCGAUGCCGUCGACACUCUCCUCCCAACAGUAAUACCGCAGGGGGAAAUCGAUGGCUUCUUGUAUUCGUUUGAUUCAAUCUGGAAUUCGGCUAUCCAAAUCGCGAUGCAUUAAUUCAGCUUCAUUGAUGAAUUCGACCAUUUCCUAUCGCACGUUUUCGUCGAGUUCACCCAAUCAAAAACCAAUCUAUCUCUUUGACACUCUCGCUUUGAUUAGGAGCUUAGAAGCACAAGGCAUCCACACAAAGCAGGCAGAGGCCAUAACAUCUCAAAUGACUUUAGUUCUCAAUGUCAGUAUGGAAUACAUAUUGCAAAACGCCGCCUCAAAAUCUGAGAUGCAGAAAGUUAUGAUGGCAACUGAAACAAAUCUUGUAAAGUUGAAGUCCGAAGUGCAAAGUUGCCUGGACAACAAUUCUUCGUCUUUGCAAGGUGAAGAUGCGAAGCUCAAAAAUGAUAUUGACAAAUUACAUGGUAAACUGAGGCAUGAGAUUGACAAAGUUACUUCUGCACAACGUUUGGAUCUAAAUCUAGAAAGAAGGCGCAUUGAUGGGGAGCUUAGUGAUAUGAGGGCUAGAACCACUGAUAUCUCCAACAAGCUCGAUAAUGUUGUGAUGGCAAAUGAAACAAAUACUGUGAAGUUGAAGUCGGAAAUACAAAGUUCCCUUGAUCAAAAGUUUUCGCCAUUGCAAAGCAAGGGUGAAAAGCUUCAAAAUGAUAUCGAGAAAUUAAGUGGUGAACUAAAGCAUGAUAUUGAAAAGAUUACUGCAGCACAACGUUUGGAUUUGAAUCUUGAGAAAAGGCGCAUUGAUGACAAGUUUGCCGAUGUGAGAGCUGAAAUUACCAGUCUGUCCAACAAGCUUACUGAAACAAGGGCCGAGCUUACUAAUCUCUCCAGCAAUUUCGACCGCAAACUUGAAAUUGCAACUCUUGCAAUGAAGGCUGAACUAGCAACAAAUAAGAGCGAUAUCACCAAAUACUUUUUAGGGGCUAUUUUCUCCUCAUCUGCUUUUUGCAUUGGAAUAUUAUAUCGUCUAUUUUCCAAACAAUGAGGUAGCCGCUGUGGAUUUCCGAAAAAGAGAUUUGACAGUAAACCAUUUCCUUACAAUUUUGAAGAAUCCUUUAUUAGAGAGUUCCAUUUUUGUUAGUCAGUAUAUUGUUUGUAUUUAUUAGUAUUUCACUAGAUAUAAACAUCACACAAUUUAAGUUUUUUUUUUCCUCUCUCUCUCUCUCUUUAACUUUUUUAGGGGUUUUAAAAUUAAAAAUUUGUUACCCAA